CUCGCCAAUCCGUCCGUAGGUCCAAAACGCCCAAUGCAAUCAGUCAGUCGACACAGCAGUCCAAAGAAUCGUCUCAAGACAGUGAAGGCCCUAGCUAAGUAUCGUCUCCCUUAGAUUUCUCUAGUGUGUCCACACGAUAAGCCCUGCAAUGCAAAGACACACAGACCCCGCCACAUACGUCUCUCUGACCCCCUCUCUCUCGCCCGCCUUAAUUCGCUCGUACCUUUUCCAUCAGCUGCGUGGGGCUGUGCAGGUCCAUUCCCCCUCUCGAUGCGCUCACAGGCGUCCUCAGCCGGGGGCUGGGCCCUGCACCGGCUGUCGGGGAUUUGAGCACCUCCCCUGCAGCUGGCUGGCAGUGCGUGCCUUGAGCCUGUUGAAGAUCGGUGACCUUGAGCACCGGCGUCUCCGCUAAUCGUUUUCUUCUUCGCCAGCCGAGGCAGCUGCAGGCGAUGAGUGCGCCGAGGAUCAACCCAGCUGCGAUGACAGCUGCGGAUAUGAGCCAGCCGGCAUUGGCUGAAGACUCAUCUCUGUCGGGCUGAGGUGCGCGCGAGACGGCUGGCGUAUUGAUGGUGGGGACUGCAUGGCAGGAAGGAACAGACAGGUGUGUCUCCAUGGAUUGCGCCAUGCUCGCUGGCUGACCGCAUGUCUGUGUGGUCUCAUCAAAUGUGUAUGGCGGAUAGCAGCGGCAGGAGAAUAAUGUGUCGCCCAGCGCAACACAUCUGCCGUCGCGGCAUGGGUUCGCAUAACACGGGCUGCCCUCCAAUGCUGCGCGCACACAACACACAAAAGCAUCACAGAGAGACAUCAAUCGCAUCCCUUCCUCUGCGUGUGCAUGUCUGGGCUGAUCUGCUUACGAUCGCAUCGUCUUGUGGUCGUGUUGAAGGCGUAGAACUCAGGACAUUUGCAUGUGUAGGAGCCGACGGUGUUCUCGCACGUAGCCCCCACCACGUAGGAACAGCCGUCCCAGCCGCGGGCACAUUCGUCGAUGUCUGCAGACACACCCACACCCACACCCACACAGAUAUGGAGAGCGUAGGCCUGCACGCAAUGCCAUAUGGGUUACCUCGGCAGAGCCCAUCUCCGUUGUCUUGGUACCCUGGUGGGCAAUCGCAUCUCGUCCCAUCAAGGCCAGCAUUCACACACACACGCGGGGGCGGACACACGACUGCCGCGCACCUACCCCUCUCUACACCACACCACAAACACACGAGCAUCCACUCCCACAAAAUGUUAUACUGGUGCUUUUGUCAGGUUUCUCACCCCUGACGAGCCGAAAGGAGCCCACGGCAGCCUGGUAGCUCCUCCAGUGAUACCGAUAAUCCCCAAUCCCUUCGGCGCCAUCGACCGGCGGCACAAAGCCACACACCGUCACCGCACCGGAGCCCACCCCGUGUGCCUGCGGAUCGAUCGUCACGUUGCAUGCGGCCAUGGGCACCCCGUCGACAAGUCGCCUUCCAGGCCGACAAGGGAUCACAUGGUCGACCAGCGGCUCUGUCGGCGCAUCGCUGCCGCACCGCGCAUUUGGGGUUGGAUGGAUCAGCAGCUGGAACAUCGGCCUCGGGGCGACAGCAGAGAAGGAGAGGGAGCACAUGCCGUUGGCAGGACAGGCCAGCCGAUCGCCGCCCACAAAGCCGCUAGCCACACAAGGUAGCUUUCCGGCUCUGUCUGUCGUCAUACACUGCUUUGGUCCAGCCACGGGUGUCGGACAGCAAUCGGGGUCCUCGCAAAGGCCCACGGAACACUUUCCACAUCGUUUUGGGCAGCACAGGGCUCCGCCCGCAGACGGCAGGCCGCCCAUACUCUGCAUACAUGUCAGUGCUUGGUCAGAGGGCGGAUCUGCAAGGAACCAUCAAACAUACAACUCGAUACUUCCUGAUGCCAAAAGGAGCGAGCUCCUUUGUUCACACCAUCGAGACAGGGCGCCUGUCCUGACGCAAAACACUGUCGUGUCUCCCUUUCCGCAAAGAUGAAUUUCGGGCAGCAGUUGCGUACCCCUCCUGGCCGAUCUUCGCAUCCGCCCUGCUGACAGACGCCGCACUCCAUCGGGCAGCACACAGCAGAGCCGCGGUCCGCUCCAGUCGACACAAUCCCACCGGCCCAGAGACACGUGCCAAAUGUAGUUCUGCUCUUGUCGAUCAUGCACGGGCUGCGGCCGACCUCAUCGCACAUGCGGCCGGUGGGAAUGACGGAGGGACAACACUCUCUGUGUGUCCAGUGGCUCCUGCUCUCACAGUCAAUCUCGCUGCACACGCCACACCGUGCAGGGCAGCACGCGGCCAAGCCAUUGUUUGUGGCUGUCUGCUCAAGGAUGCCGCCGGCGGACGCGCACGACAUCACAGCCGUGUUCUUGCUCACUGAAGAGCACAGCACAUGCAGUCAUUGCUUGUUUGGCCCUCGAAUUGUCGCGUCUUACUUUUCUUUCUCCAGUCAGUGAGUGCGAGAGCCCCUCUGCCGUCGACGACGCCCCAUCCUGCACGAAAGCUGUAUUUGUCGUCCAUUGGUGUGGCUUUCCGGGGGGAGACGGCUGUUAAUCGAACGGCCAGGUAGAGGUCGCGUGGUGCCAGGGAAGGGUCUUGCUGCUUCAUAAGGGCCAUGAGGGCGCCAACGUGAGGAGCUGCCGCGCUGGUGCCCUAAAACCGGGGAGACAGGACAGAUGUGCAAAGACAUGGAUAUGGCCGUGGGCGGCUUACAAAGAAGUUGGGAUAGCCAGUGGCGUCUGUGUCCCCCCAGCCGCCGAAGAACGUGGUGUCCACUCCAUCAGGAGCCACCACAUCAGGGGUAUAGACCAGCGCUGGUGGGUCCAUCCGUCGGCCUUCGUUGUCAAAGUGGCUCGGAAUUGGACCGCCAGACGAGGCACGAUUCGGCGUAUGUGUGCCAUUGCUGACCCAGUCAGUCGUGAAGUACUGAUAGUUCGACGCCCCCACGGAAAAGGCCUCCGGGAUGUUGACGUGUCCGAAAGCUGUCGGUGACUGGGUGUCGUACGUGAGUGCGGUCUUGUCGACGCCAUUGUUUCCUAAAUCGAUCCACUUCAGGAUGACUGGGUCGGCUACAAGAGGUCCAUUGACGAGCUCGAUCAUGAGUAAGAAAGUCUUGUUGAGAUAGUUGCUGUUUGUCCAGUAGAGGACCUCGACGGGAUCGGCUCCGCGAUUGUCCCAUGUGGACUUGGCAAGGAUGUCGCUCAUGUUCUUAGUCGUCGCAUAGCUCGGCAGAGCCAAAUAGAUGUCGAAAUCGUGGAGCGGUCCAGGGGGGCCAUACGUUGAGAAUUGAGGGGCAGUCCAUUGGAAGACGAGAUAAAGCCGCCCAUCUGGCGCAAUGGAGAUGGUUUGGUACACAUCAACAUUUCCUGGAGAGUAAUCAAAGUCGUGAAGGAUGCCGAGGCCCGGUCCUUGGACCGCUGAGCUUCGAAAUGGCGCUUCAUACGAGUUGAGGCCCUCGUUGCCCGUAGCUGAGACAUAUGCGACGCCGUGCUCAAAUGCACUCUUGACUGACCGAGACACGAGGCUCUGACGGCAGAAAGACACAGUUGUGUGUACGAUGUCGUGCGACACGUGGUUUGCGAUUGACUGACCGACUUCGUGAAAGAAACUCUCAUGGACGUGCACCACGUCAUCCACAAUGAUAUCGCAUCCCACAUCAACCAGCUGAUCUAUGGCGGCUGAGAACUUGGCCAGGCCACCGAAGCCUGUCGCAUAGUACAGCUGAGCACCCGGGGCAAUGUCAUGGACGAUCUGCAAACGGACAAAAUGGACAUCUGUUGAUGGAAAAGGGAUGUCCCUGACUGACAGACAAUCUACCUGUAGCACAGCCCUGCCUUCAUCCCUCCCCAAGGAAUAAUCCGAUACCACCUGAACCUGGGGAAGGUCUCCCGAGCUCCUGUCGUCAGCGCCGGUCGGCGGCAGCCCCUUCUGGUCGAAACUGUCCGCAAUCACGCCAACCUUCACGCCACUUCCAUCCACUCCAUAUUUCUCACGAGUCGACCUCGUCACGUUUAUGCUGCCAGAACCCUGAGUGAUUGUCUUGCCUGCACGGGUGAAUGACCUCGAUAGCUCUACUCGAUGGAUGCCGGCCCCUGCACUGAGGCUCUCAAUCGACGGGAUGUCGCUCAUGCUGAGCCAGCCUGAGCAUACUCGGCCUCGACAGACGGCGUCCUUCAGACGGAUGCUGCCGCAGCUGUCCUCAGGGUAGGGCUCGUGAAGGAAGCAGUCAACUACACAAUAGCCUGCCUUGUCGACUCUGAAUCAAGACAACAACGCAUGCAAGAGCGUGCUGUGCAAGCGCAUCCCCGCCCAUUCGUUACCUCAGAGCGAACUCUCUGUCUUCUUCCGUCUCGCUGCCUGACGGCGCGACUGUCUCUGACGCUUGCAAGACCCGCCUGUACGCGCACCACUCAUGGUAAAAGGCUCUCAGGGCCGAGUCCAAAAUGACAUUCUUGUCCAUCUCACGAAGCCUCUGGCAAUCGGCCUCCGCCAUUUUGAAAGCGAAGCCACCUGCAAGAAAAGCAGAGUCUGACCAUCAUUGAAUUCAGCAAGAUGAGGUCCUACCGAUGAGCCCCAAGGACAGAAGCAGCCGUGAACACCACACACAGCUCUUGAAUCUCCUUUUUGUCACUCUCAGCCUCAUUUCGCGACCCCGGAGAUAAUUGGUGUCCAUGCUAUCAGAAGGAGAGACAUCAGUCAAUCGCACAGUAGCCAGCCUUGUCGACUCUGCAUGCAAAGACCGUACUGUGCGAGCACAUCCCCGCAUCCAUGACCUCUUCUUCCUCAUCACUGACUGGAUGUGGCUGACAGUGUCUCUGACGCUUGUAAACCCACCUGUGUCAGCCGAGUCCGAGAUGUCCGUCAUUCGUGUGUCACGCAGCUUCUGGCAGUCGGCAUCCGUCGUGGAAAGCCAUCUGCAAGAAAGAUACUAGGAGAGAUAGAGUAUGACCGUCAUUUGAAUUCAGCAAGAUGAGGUCCUACCGAUGAGCCCCGCGCAGAUCAGAAUCGCCAGACCAGCAGAGACCACACACAGCUCGUCGCGACGGGCCCCAAAACGCAGUGGGAGGUUUGCCAGGCUCUCCCUCCCUCUCCUUCCUGCAUUCCUUUCCGAAAGAGGAGAAGAUGCAGCCUUCGAUUUGUCCUCCAUGUCCUCUAUCGCCAUACCGUGGAACUGCGACACUCCCACCAUCGGCUGGCGAUGCCAUCGAGCCAUCUGGAGAAGAGGGCGACGGCAUCAGAUUCC
This is a messenger RNA of Vitrella brassicaformis, 5220 nucleotides long. Lineage: Eukaryota; Vitrellaceae. The record is from the annotation of a GenBank genome assembly.